AUGGCGACCGAAGUCCAAACCUUCUACACCCCUUCCGCCACGGCGCACAUCUCCUCCCAUGCUCCGGCCGCCGUCGACGAGCUCAUCAGCAAGUAUUCAUCCACAAUGGCGACUGCUUCGAGCAAACACUCGGCAAGCCACCUGACGCUGAAGAAUCCCCGUCGCAACAUCCUGCAACGUAUUGUCGAUCAUAUUCAACUGGGAUAUUACCGCUAUGAGGUCACUUUCGGACUGUAUGUGAUGACACCAGGCGAAAAGCUCGUCGCCAACACUUUCGUCAUUGUGGUGCUCUCUCUUCUCUUCUGGGCGUUGGUGCUCUACUUCCCGUCUUUGCUGUACCAGAAGCUGAGCCGCCUGGUGUGGCUGCUCACCGGCCAUAGCGGUGAAGAGAUGGGCGCUGCUUUCGGCAUUCUCGAUGCGCAUGUCAGCCCUGCGUCUUCGGCGUUCUCCGCCUCCGGGAGUCCGUCGUCAUGA
Aspergillus lentulus is the source of this 474-nucleotide messenger RNA. RefSeq names its product serine palmitoyltransferase small subunit family protein. The record is from RefSeq and is a predicted model, not a curated record. NCBI's taxonomy places the organism in Eukaryota, Fungi, Ascomycota, Eurotiomycetes, Eurotiales, Aspergillaceae.